UUUUAUCUGCAUUUGAUGCCUUAUACUUGGUUCCCCUAAAGGAGUACAAUUAAGAUGCAUUCCUGUAUCAAACUGAUGUUGUUUCAUUUUUGUUUCAUAUCAACAUGUUUCGGUCUUUUGGCUAUGGAUUGCGGGAGGAAAUGAACUACAUGUAUCUGGCAAAUCGAUUGUUCUGCAUGGGAAAAUCGAGAUUAUGAUGGCUUGGUGACAGUAUAUCCAGCCAAGUUCCAGAGAAGCCACCUCACGUUUUCCAUGAAUAACCUAGCAAAUGCAAGGAAGCUUAAAGUUGGUUUAAUUGGCUUUGGAGCCCUUGGGAUGCGCCUUGCUGAAGCACUAGUUGACAGUGAAUUUAUCGAUCUUGUCGCCAUAAUCACUGAUUGUCCUAUCUCUGAUAUGCAAAAGGCCUGGAAAAAGAGUGUCAUUAGCUUAAGGAUCGAAGGUGACAGAACCAUUGCCUUUAAGAAGCAAAACAAGGGUGCCGAUGAAGAAGUUCUGGUACGAGUAGUCCGUGACAGGGUUUCGUGGGAUGAAGUGCCUAUUGAUUAUGUUGUCGAUUCACUGCAUAUUGUGACUCAUAACAAACAUGUCAUCCACUCAAUGGCUUACGAAGGUGAGGAUAAGGCCAAGGCUUAUUCGCUAGUUCAUGAUGAUGAGGGCACCUGUAGCCAGAUUCCCAAGGUCACUACUGCAAUGGAACUCAAGUUCAAAUACGUGAAGAUUGUCGUGACUACUGCUGGUACAAUUGAGGCUCUGAAGUCAAACCUUGCAGAGUGGGACCAUGAAGGAUCUUCUGCACGUAUAUGCUUCCUGGCUCAUAAUAACCCUACGGAGAGAAUAUGCGACCCCUUCACAGAUAAGUCUGAUAACAACAGUGUGGAUGCCAGUAAUCGAGCUUCCGCUCUAUUGAGAAUCUUUAUUGAUCUCAUCAGACAUGUGCCAAUCAGUGGCUGCCAACUGGAGCUUUAGUGAAGAUCACCUUGUUUUCCUCCCAGGCUACUGAUGAGUGAGGUCCCAUUCCAUACAUAAGAGUUCACACUUUGUAUAUAGUCAUAGCUCCUAUACCAGCUGUAAGAAACAAGGGCCAUGCAUAGUUUCUCGUCUCUGAAUUGCAUGUGUCGGUACUUUUCCAAGGACUACAAUUACACGGAUGAUGCAAAAAAAAAUUGUGGUUUGCAAUAAUCCUCACGCUUAAGUUUCAUUCUGAAUGAAAAGGAACUCUUGUUUCUACAUAAUUUGUUAGGUAUUGUGUUUUUGCUCGUGGACUGUAUGACAUUGCAUUGUCUUCGGAACCUGAGAUCACU
Molecule: messenger RNA, 1301 nt
Organism: Lolium rigidum
Lineage: Eukaryota; Viridiplantae; Streptophyta; Magnoliopsida; Poales; Poaceae
Exons: 9
Coding region: 253-966 (237 amino acids)
Source: RefSeq, a predicted model, not a curated record